AUGAAUCUACCAAGCCUCGUCCACCCUUCGCACUCACAGCACCAGACCCACUUCUCACCAAUGCCAGGCCACGGACACCGCCCAGAGCACUCGAUGCUGAGCUCACAACAUGGCCACCACCACCACAACCACCAGCAGCACUACUCGCAUCACGAAUACCACUCGCACCCCCCAGCGCCGCCUCCAUCGCCGCCAGUGGAAGACAACUCAAAGUGCUCACUACCAUCAAUUUCAACAUUGCUUGUAUAUGCCGACUGUGGACCUGCGAAUAGCAAUGGAACUGGACAACAACCCAGCCAGUCGCACUCGCCAUCCCAAUACCACAGCCAGCCCUCACCGCAUUCCAUCACGCGAGUAACACUCCCACCUACGCCUCCAAUGCGCCCCGACUCUGUCUUUGAGGGCAGCACAAACUCGCCCACUCUGCCCGCCCAGACCCCAUCAUAUUUCUACUCGCCCAGCUCCAGCCACCGCAACAGCUACCCUCCCGUGCAGCAGAAGUCACCCGUCUACUCGUCGCCCGAGUCGCCGUAUCCCCCGCCGCACCAGUCCUCAUACUAUCCACCUCCACCACCGCCGCCGCCAUCGCAGCAGCAGCAGCAACAGCAGCAGUCGGCGUCUUCGCCGUCAAUGGGGUAUGGCAAGAGCCUGCCGCCGCACCCGCACAUAAUCCCCGUCUCGGUGGCACCGCCGUCAGCGUCGAAUCCGUGGCACCACCACCACCACUCGUCGCCGGCGUCGCAUGCCGCUUUCCCCCAGAGCCAAGACCGAUACAUCUGCCAGACAUGCAACAAGGCCUUCUCAAGGCCGAGCAGUCUGAGGAUACACAGCCACAGCCACACGGGCGAGAAGCCGUUCAAGUGCCCGCAUCAUGGGUGCGGCAAGGCGUUCAGUGUACGGAGUAAUAUGAAACGUCAUGAAAGGGGUUGCCACCAAUAG
Molecule: messenger RNA, 939 nt
Organism: Morchella importuna
Lineage: Eukaryota; Fungi; Ascomycota; Pezizomycetes; Pezizales; Morchellaceae
Exons: 2
Coding region: 1-939 (312 amino acids)
Biological process (GO): regulation of transcription by RNA polymerase II
Cellular component (GO): nucleus
Molecular function (GO): DNA-binding transcription factor activity, RNA polymerase II-specific; RNA polymerase II cis-regulatory region sequence-specific DNA binding
Source: RefSeq, a predicted model, not a curated record